Ilex paraguariensis (yerba mate) is the source of this 2014-nucleotide messenger RNA. The record is from the annotation of a GenBank genome assembly. NCBI's taxonomy places the organism in Eukaryota, Viridiplantae, Streptophyta, Magnoliopsida, Aquifoliales, Aquifoliaceae.
CAGUAAGUAGCAGUAGUAUAUAUAGAAAGAGAGGCACAAAUGUCUUGCUCUCAUCUUCGCUUGCUUUCUACGCUGCUCUUUUGCGGGAGAGCUUCAGGCGGUCGAUCCUAACAGUUUGUUGUUCAAAUUCCAAAAUGGGGAAGGAGAAAGUUCAUAUUAACAUUGUGGUCAUUGGCCACGUCGACUCUGGAAAGUCGACCACCACUGGUCAUUUGAUCUACAAGCUUGGUGGUAUUGACAAGCGUGUGAUUGAAAGGUUUGAGAAGGAAGCUGCUGAAAUGAACAAACGUUCAUUCAAGUAUGCCUGGGUGUUGGACAAGCUCAAGGCUGAACGUGAGCGUGGUAUUACCAUAGAUAUUGCGUUGUGGAAGUUUGAAACCACUAAGUACUAUUGCACGGUUAUUGAUGCUCCUGGACAUCGUGAUUUCAUCAAGAACAUGAUCACUGGUACUUCACAAGCUGACUGUGCUGUCCUUAUUAUUGACUCUACCACUGGUGGUUUUGAAGCUGGUAUUUCAAAGGAUGGGCAGACUCGUGAGCAUGCUUUACUUGCCUUCACUCUCGGUGUCAGGCAAAUGAUUUGCUGUUGCAACAAGAUGGAUGCUACGACCCCCAAGUACUCAAAGGCGAGGUAUGAUGAAAUUGUUAAGGAGGUGUCUUCUUAUAUUAAGAAAGUGGGUUACAACCCUGAUAAGAUCCCUUUUGUCCCUAUCUCGGGCUUCGAGGGUGAUAACAUGAUUGAGAGGUCUACAAAUCUUGAUUGGUACAAGGGCCCAACUCUUCUUGAGGCUCUUGACAUGAUCACGGAGCCCAAAAGACCAUCAGACAAGCCUCUCCGACUCCCACUUCAGGAUGUUUACAAGAUUGGUGGUAUUGGAACUGUCCCAGUUGGACGUGUUGAGACUGGCAUUAUCAAGCCUGGUAUGGUUGUGACCUUUGGACCAACUGGGCUGACAACUGAGGUUAAGUCAGUUGAGAUGCAUCAUGAAGCUCUUCCAGAGGCUCUCCCAGGUGACAAUGUUGGCUUCAACGUUAAGAAUGUUGCUGUGAAGGAUCUCAAGCGUGGAUUCGUUGCUUCCAACUCUAAGGACGAUCCUGCCAAGGGGGCUGCCAGCUUCAACUCUCAAGUCAUUAUCAUGAACCACCCUGGUCAGAUCGGAAAUGGCUAUGCCCCAGUUCUUGACUGCCAUACCUCUCACAUUGCAGUCAAGUUUGCUGAGCUCUUGACCAAGAUUGACAGGCGAUCUGGAAAGGAGAUUGAGAAGGAGCCCAAAUUCUUGAAGAAUGGUGAUGCUGGUAUUGUGAAGAUGAUUCCCACCAAGCCAAUGGUGGUGGAAACUUUCUCUGAGUACCCUCCUCUUGGUCGUUUUGCUGUGAGGGACAUGCGUCAAACGGUUGCUGUUGGAGUCAUAAAGAGUGUUGAUAAGAAGGAUCCCACCGGAGCCAAGGUCACCAAGGCUGCAGCUAAAAAGGGUGCCAAGUGAAUUUUGUUUCUUUGGAGAUUCUUGAUGGAUGAACUAGUUUCUGUUAUUUGUUUUUCUUAUUUUCGAUUUUGUUUUGGUCAUUUUAGCAGUUUUGAGUACGACUCUAGAAAUUUUCGUCACAUAUCUCUAGCCUCACUUGUGGGGAUAGUGGAGGAAUCGAGCAACAUGAUCUUUGAAUCAUGUUGCUUGAUAGGCAGUGGUGGAAUUUCUGGUAGUCAUUUGUUGUCUUGGGUUACAAAACAUUAAUGAGUCAGUGUGGUUCAUGGUUAUUAAACAAUUUUAGUUUAUUGUGAACUUCUAAAAUUUUAAUUUGCUGUGAUAUUUUUAAAAAAAAGCUUUUUGGUCUGUCUUCUCUUCAUCCAAUCUGAUAUUUAAUCAUUUCCUACUGGGAUUAUGAUUCUGCUUCUUGUGGCACCUAAUGCUUAGAUGUGCCUCGUGUGUUUGUAACUGGUGUCAUGGAUAUUUUCUGGGGAUUUUACUACUUGUUUUUGCAUGUUCAAAAAUUUUAGGUGACGGACAUGAUUACCCAG